AUGGAGUACGCGGGCUUUCGAGAGGCUGCCAUUUUUGUUAUUGUCGCUGUUCUGUUGACGGCCUUGAUCAAGCAGACCAACAAAGCCGAUAUUGCCAAAAUUCAGAAUCUCCCUGAGCUUCCUGGCGUGCCUUUGUUCGGAAGCCUGUUCCUACUCGGCCGUCACCACGCUCGCAACUGCGCACGCUUGGCCAAGGACUACGGCGAUGUCUUCCAGGCACGGCUCGGCAACCGCCGCUUCAUUUACGCCAACUCAUUUGAGUCUGUUAGAGAGCUCUGGAUCAAGAACCAGUCUGCUCUGAUCUCGCGCCCGAAGACGUGGACCUUCCAUAAUGUCGUCUCCGCCCCGGGCGUCUUCACACUAGGCACCUCGCCAUGGAAUGAUUCAGUCAAGCGUGCGCGCAAGGCGGCUGCCACUGCCCUGAACCGCCAGGCCGUGCAAACAUACCUACCUAUCAUAGAUCUAGAGUCCACCACGAGCAUCAACGAGGUGUUUCGCAAUCUCAAGCUUGAUAACAACAUUGACCCAAACGGCUACUUCCAGCGCUUCUCCCUGAACGUGUCUCUGACGCUGAACUACGGUAUCCGUCUGGAUGACACUGCUCGUGCACAUCAUUUACUCAACGAGGUCGUCACCGUCGAGCGAGAACUGGCCAACUUUCGCGGUAUUGCCCACAACUGGCAAGACUACGUGCCCCUUCUGCGCCUCCGGCUCGGCCAACUCAAGGAGCGCAUUGCCAAGGCCACCGAUAAGCCUUGCAUUGCAGGCAAUGUCCUCAAGGACCCUGAAGCCAAGCUGUCCGAUAACGAGCUCAAGUCCAUCUGCCUUACCAUGGUUGCUGCCGGUCUAGAUACCCUGCCCGGUAACAUUAACAUGACUCUCGCGUACCUUUCGUCUGAGCAUGGCCAGGAAAUCCAAAAGAACCUGCACGAGGAACUCGUCAAGGCCCAUGCUGGAGAGGAUCCUUGGCAUGCAUGUCUCACCGAAGAGAAGUCUGAGUACAUGCGCUCGUUCGUCAAGGAGGUUCUGCGUUUCUGGUCAACCCUCAAUAUGUCGUUUAAUCGAGAAAGCACCAAGCCCAUUGUGUACAAGGGCGCCACGAUUCCCGCUGGUACUCCUUUCUUGAUGAAUAUGUGGGCAGCCAACCACGAUCCCGAGCACUUCAGCCGUCCUAUGGACUUCUACCCCGAGCGCUUCAUGGGUGUUGACGAGGCUGGCGCUGGCACACAGCACUACGGCUAUGGUGCCGGUACGAGGAUGUGCGCAGGCGUGCACCUGGCAAAUCGCGAGCUAUACGCCAUCUUCAGCCGCCUCGUGCUCGCGUUCCACAUUCUCGCCACUGAUGACCUCAAGUCACGUCCAAUCCUGGACACGAUCGAGUGCAAUUCUGUGCCCACGAGCAUGGUCACGCAGCCCAAGCCGUUCAAGGUCAAGUUCAUACCGCGAAGUGAGAAACAACUUGAGGCGUGGAUUGCCGAAAGCUUUGAGGCGACAGAGCAUUUGUAG
Messenger RNA from Diaporthe citri, 1506 nucleotides. RefSeq lists its product as uncharacterized. The record is from RefSeq and is a predicted model, not a curated record. The coding region runs from base 1 to 1506 and encodes 501 amino acids. The transcript is spliced from 4 exons. Gene Ontology annotation, molecular function: heme binding; monooxygenase activity; iron ion binding. NCBI's taxonomy places the organism in Eukaryota, Fungi, Ascomycota, Sordariomycetes, Diaporthales, Diaporthaceae.